AUGACAAAUACAAGAGAGCUGUUGACCAUCAAAGUCAGCGUCGCGCUCACUCCGUUUGUCAAUAAGAGCGAAGGGGUGAUCGAAGCACUCGUGGUCAUACUAAGGUUCUUACCAGAGUUUGUUGCCCGUCUAUUCAUUAAAUUCAGUGUAAAUAUCAUUCAAAUAAGCAUGCAAGUCAAGGAACCUUGCUGGUCGGUAGCCACGAGUCAACGCGUUGUUGAUGGCGUUGUUGAUCCGUUUGAGUCCCUUACGAAUGAAGCUCUUGAUGAGUAUCAUGCUCGCAAUAUGGCUGGUAAUCCCUAUGCUGGCCCAGAAUCUCCGUCUAUCAUUCGCAGUCGCACCUCCACCAUUUGGAACCAUCUGCCUGACAAGAAGCCCAAGACCAUAUACAUCAACUCUUGUGGAAAGGAGUAUGGAAACGCCACCACUGUUGACGCCAGUGCCUCGAAUCUGGCGGCACUCGCGCACCAACCCGGCAUUUAA
Messenger RNA from Mollisia scopiformis, 483 nucleotides. RefSeq lists its product as uncharacterized. NCBI's taxonomy places the organism in Eukaryota, Fungi, Ascomycota, Leotiomycetes, Helotiales, Mollisiaceae. Bases 1 to 483 code for a protein of 160 amino acids. The record is from RefSeq and is a predicted model, not a curated record. The transcript is spliced from 3 exons.